Myotis brandtii (Brandt's bat) is the source of this 816-nucleotide messenger RNA. Its product is annotated as trimeric intracellular cation channel type B. The transcript has 4 exons. Gene Ontology annotation, cellular component: membrane. Gene Ontology annotation, molecular function: identical protein binding; potassium channel activity. Gene Ontology annotation, biological process: potassium ion transmembrane transport. NCBI's taxonomy places the organism in Eukaryota, Metazoa, Chordata, Mammalia, Chiroptera, Vespertilionidae. The record is from RefSeq and is a predicted model, not a curated record.
AUGCUCUACCAGGAGUGUCCCUCAGAUAAGCUUUUCGCCCUGGAUAGUCACUGUCUGGGCCACUCCAGCUCUAUGGACGUGUGGUCUCUGACUCAAGUUUCCCAGGGCUUCGCAGCGGCGGUGGCAUGGAAGAAUCCUGUUUCAGGUCGGUUUACUACUAUGCUCCACUGCUUUGGUGGAGGACUUUUAUCCUAUAUACUGUUUGCAGAGCCUCCAUUGAGCUUUCUUGCAAACAACACUAAUAUAUUACUGGCAUCUUCAAUCUGGUAUAUUGGGGGCUGAGGGGUUGGCCAUGUGUCCUAGUUUCCCAGGGGUAUUUUUUUCCUAACUGUUCAACUCUUGGCUGCAGGAAUGAAGGAUGUGACCAGAACUUGGAAAACAGUAGGUGGAGUCACACAUGCUAACAGCCAUUACAAAAAUGGCUGGAUAGUCAUGAUUGCUAUUGGAUGGGCCCGAGGUGCAGGUGGUAGCAUUAUCACAAAUGUUGAGCUAUUGGUAAAAGGAGGUUGGACACCACAAGCUGAUGAGUGGAUGAAGAUGUCCUACCCUGCCAAGGUAACCCUGCUGGUCUCAAUUAUCUUCACACUAGAAGUCCGUUGCACAAAGAUUCGCGGAACACACCUGAUACUUCCUGCCACAGUGAUAACCAUCACAGAGAAAACCAAGUGCUGCUCCCCCACCAGCUCCCGGUUUCCAGGGGUUUCCGAAAACGAACUAGAUGCCUUGGGCAGGACCUGCGCCCUGACCCAUCCUACACCUAGGCUGGCGCUCCAGCACACCCUGCCCAGCGAGCCCCCGCGCUCUGCGCGCCUCUAG